This is a messenger RNA of Malassezia globosa CBS 7966, 390 nucleotides long. RefSeq lists its product as uncharacterized. NCBI's taxonomy places the organism in Eukaryota, Fungi, Basidiomycota, Malasseziomycetes, Malasseziales, Malasseziaceae. Gene Ontology annotation, biological process: regulation of cyclin-dependent protein serine/threonine kinase activity. Gene Ontology annotation, molecular function: cyclin-dependent protein serine/threonine kinase regulator activity; protein kinase binding. The transcript is spliced from 3 exons. Gene Ontology annotation, cellular component: nucleus; cyclin-dependent protein kinase holoenzyme complex. The coding region runs from base 1 to 390 and encodes 129 amino acids. The record is from RefSeq and is a predicted model, not a curated record.
AUGGCAAAGUACACCACUCUCGACAAGCCUUGUAUGUUAAUUAUCUUGAUCUACAUUGAUCGCGUCUGUGAAAGGAUGAGUGGUUUCACGAUCUGCAGUUUGACUGUACAUCGCUUCCUAUGUGCUGCUGUCGUGUGCGCGAACAAGGCUUUGUGUGACUCUUUUAGUACGAACACCCAUUACGCUCGGGUCGGGGGCAUUUCUUUGGUCGAAAUGAACCUACUUGAGAAGGAAUUCCUCAACGUCAUCAAUUGGCGCUUAAUGGUCACUGCUCCUGUCAUGCAGCAUUACUAUGCAUCCUUGGUGCAAAUGCACCCAAACUACGUCCUGGGACCUACAACAGGCCCUCUCCCCAAUGCUUUUCCUGCGAUGCCUUCAAGUCAUAGCUAG